Crotalus tigris (Tiger rattlesnake) is the source of this 3174-nucleotide messenger RNA. RefSeq names its product zinc finger protein OZF-like. The coding region runs from base 494 to 2050 and encodes 518 amino acids. The record is from RefSeq and is a predicted model, not a curated record. The transcript has 2 exons. Lineage: Eukaryota; Metazoa; Chordata; Lepidosauria; Squamata; Viperidae. Gene Ontology annotation, biological process: negative regulation of transcription by RNA polymerase II; regulation of cytokine production; regulation of immune system process.
GAGCCCCCCAGGAGUAAGGAGGGAGGAAGCGCCCCCCCGCCCUGCCUAGGGAGAGACCCCCAGUAUGGGGAGGGGGGCCCCUCAGCUCCGCCGGCCUGGAUGCGGGGGGGGGCGAGAAGACUUCAAGGGGAGCCCCUCGCCCCACUCCCUUGCCGAGAAACCACCUUCGCUACUGCGCAGGCGCCAUGUGGCUCACGGUUGGAAGGAAGCAGGACGCCGAUUGGUCGCUCUGGGGAGGGCAGCGAUUGGCAGGAGGACUCCUCGGGACGCUCCAUUCAAAAGAAAGAGGAAGAGCUACCGGUGACAGGCAAAGGGCUCGCAGCGAAGUCCCGCCUCCACUUCCGGAAACGAAUGGAACGUAGCCGCCCAAUUGAUUCGGGCGCGGGCUGGCUCGCAAUCCAGGAGGACGGGCGAGCCCGCCGGCGGAAGGAAGGAGGCGCCGCCCGAGAGGAGAGGAGGCCCCGCGGAGCAGCCCCGGGAGGAGACGGCAGGGAUGAGCCGAAGGGGACGCCGCCAAAGGAGGCUGCCUGGAGGGAGAAGCGGGGAGCAGGAAACGGGCGGAGACCCCGAGACGGGCCUGGAGGGCGGAGGGUCCUUCGGGACAGGCGGAAGACUCGGGAAUCCCCAAAGAUUCCAGGAGGGAGAAGAGAAAUAUGAAUGCGCAGAAUGUGGAAAAUCGUUCAAAACAAAUACAGCUCUUGUAAACCAUCUACGAAUCCACACAGGAGAAAAACCAUUUAACUGCCUGGAAUGUGGAAAGAACUUCAUUCACAGGAGCAGCCUUUAUAUACAUCAGAAAAUCCACUCGGGAGAAAAACCACAUACAUGCCUGGAAUGUGGAAAGAGCUUCUGUCAGAGGGGACACCUUUAUAUACAUCAAAGGAUCCACUCAGGAGAGAAACCGCAUAAAUGCCUGGAGUGUGGAAAGAGCUUCAGUCAGAGGGGACAUCUUUAUACACAUCAAAGGAUCCACUCAAGAGAGAAACAGAAUAAAUGCCUGGAGUGUGGAAAGAGCUUCAGACACAGGAGCAACCUUUAUAUACAUCAAAGGAUCCACUCAGGAGAAAAACCACAUAAAUGCCUGGAGUGUGGAAAGAGCUUCAGUCAGAGGGGAAGCCUUUAUAAACAUCAAAGGAUCCACACAGGAGAGAAACCUUAUAAAUGCCUGGAGUGUGGAAAGAGUUUCAGUCACAGGAGCAAUCUUUAUACACAUCAAAAGAUCCACUCAGGAGAAAAACCACAUAAAUGCCUGGAGUGUGGAAAGAGCUUCAGUCUGAGCAGAACCCUUUAUAAACAUCAAAGGAUCCACACAGGAGAAAAACCUUAUAAAUGCCUGGAGUGUGGAAAGAGCUUCAGUCAGAGGGGAAGCCUUUAUGUACAUCAAAGGAUCCACACAGGAGAAAAACCUUAUAAAUGCCUGGAGUGUGGAAAGAGUUUCAAUCACAGGAGCAGCCUUUAUAAACAUCAAAGGAUCCACACAGGAGAAAAACCGCAUAAAUGUCUGGAGUGUGGAAAGAGCUUCAGACAGAGGAGCAACCUUUAUAUACAUCAAAAAAUCCACUCAGGAGAAAAACCACAUAAAUGCCUGGAAUGUGGAAAGAGCUUCAGUCAGAGGGGAUACCUUUAUAAACAUCAAAGGAUCCACACAGGAGAGAAACCUUAUAAAUGCCUGGAGUGUGGAAAGAGUUUCAGUCACAGGAGCAACCUUUAUACACAUCAAAAGAUCCACUCAGGAGAAAAACCACAUAAAUGCCUGGAGUGUGGAAAGAACUUCAGUCUGAGCAGAACCCUUUAUAAACAUCAAAGGAUCCACACAGGAGAAAAACCUUAUAAAUGCCUGGAGUGUGGAAAGAGUUUCAGUCAGAGGGGAAACCUUUAUGUACAUCAAAGGAUCCACACAGGAGAAAAACCGCAUAAAUGUCUGGAAUGUGGAAAGAGCUUCAGUCAGAGGGGACACCUUUAUUCACAUCAAAGAAUCCACACAGCGGAGAAACCCUAUAAAUGCCAAUUUAGCUUGGAACCAUUGGAGUUACCUUUUUUAAAAAAAUAACAGCUGCUAGCCAGCUCAAGCAUCUUCAGCUAGCAAAAGCAAAAACCGGAGCUGGCUCAGCACUUGUUUGGCUAUGUGGCCAUGGACCAAAAAAAAAAACCCCAAACCCUGCCAACUUCUUGUAGCCCCAAACAGCCAAGGAAAGUCAGAGAUAAAAAUGGCCGCCACGGCGUUAGUGAUUGAAACCAAGUCACAUGGCUAGACAGACCUUUUUGGUCGCAGUUCUGAAUUUCUAAUGUAGGUACCCUUCCUGAAUUAAUUUAAUUGUUUUUGUGAAAAGUGGCUCAAUGAACUCUCGUAUCUGGGGGACUACCUGUAAAUGCCUCCAGUGUGGAAAGAGCUUUACUGAAAGUCAAGGUCUCCGUAAAUAUCAAAGUAUUCACAGAGGAGAAAAAGCAUAUAAAUGUCGGGAGUGUGGAAGUAGCUGUAGUCAGAGGGGAAAUCUUUACAGACAUCAAAGACUCCAUUCAGGAGAGAAACCAUAUAAAUGCGUAGAAAGAGUUUCCGUGGGAAGGGAAGUCUUUAUCGGCAUCAAUCCACUCUGGAGAAAAACAAUACAAAUACCUUGAGUGUGGAAAGACUUUUAUUGUUUGUGGACACCUCUAUCGACAUCAAAGAAUUCACAUGGGGAAAAAAUGCUAAAUAUGCCCGAGUGGAAAAACCUUCAGUCACAACGGUGCCACUGAAAUAACAAUAGCAUUUAGGCUUAUAUGCCGCCCCAUAUGCUUUACAGCGCACUCUGGGAGAUUUAUAAGGUAAACAUUAUUUGCAUAUUGCCGCCAACAAUCUGGGUCCUCCUUUUACCAUCCUCAGAAGGAUGGAUGGCUGAGUCAAGGCUUGAGCGCUCUCAGAAUCAAACUCCAGGCUGUGGACAGUCUGCCUGCAAUACUGCACUACUUGAAUGUUUAUCACAGACCUAAGUACAGCUCAGUAAGACAGGUGUGAACUCUUACCCUCCAUUGCCAUCUCAACCUUUGUCAACAUGAGUGAACACUAUAUUCUCAGGAGUGAGUAAACUUAUGCACAGCACCAUUUAUUGCACCCUUUAUUGCUAUACUCUGUUUAAUGAUUGUGCUCGUCUGUGAUGCCAAAUAGUGGAAUUUGAUUAAAUUUUACACACUUUU